AUGGGCAUCUCCAGCAUGCCGGCGCCCAAGGAGAGCCUCCUGAUCUACCUGCUCUACCACGCCGUCGUCUCGAUCGCCGCCCUGGCGGGCCUCCUCCGCGCCGCGCUCGUCUUCCUCGGCCUCCCCGCGCCGCCCUCGCUGCUGGCCGGCGAGGACGCCGACGGCGCCGACCAGCUCACGGCGGCCACCCCGGCGGGCCCCAGCCUGGCGGAGCGGUUCAGGAGCAGGUUCCGCCCCGCGCGGUUCGGCCGGAGAAGGGGCGCGGCGGCGUCGGCGACACCCGACUGCCGCGUCUGCCUGGUGCGGUUCGAGGCCGACGCCGUGGUGAACCGCCUCCCCUGCGGCCACCUCUUCCACCGCGCCUGCCUCGAGACCUGGCUGGACUACGACCACGCCACCUGCCCGCUCUGCCGCUCCCGCCUCCUCCCGGCCGCCGCCUCCGCCGCCGACGAGUCGUGGUCGCCGCCGGCGCCCACCCUGACGGCCUGGAUUUAGAGAAGACGAGCGAAGAGACGAGAAGAGAGAGAUUCGCCCCGUCGCGUCGCCCCCGGCUAUGUGCUAGCUCCGUGUGUGGCCUCUCCGUGUGCGCGUAGGAAUUUAGAUGGAUCCUAGCAGGCAGAGGGCUCUUGUGCCCCUCGCCUUUCGCAUUUGCCUUUUGGUUUCGUUUUAUGUACGCCUCGUGCCAUCGCUGUACCGUGUAAAUAUUUUUCAGCAGAGAGCGCUCCCACCGGGUGUAGCGCUUUGUGUGAUGAGAAAUCCGUGUACGGCCCUUGGCUUUUUUUACGAGAAACGGAAAAUUGAUGGAA
Messenger RNA from Aegilops tauschii subsp. strangulata, 806 nucleotides. Its product is annotated as probable E3 ubiquitin-protein ligase XERICO. The record is from RefSeq and is a predicted model, not a curated record. Gene Ontology annotation, molecular function: zinc ion binding. NCBI's taxonomy places the organism in Eukaryota, Viridiplantae, Streptophyta, Magnoliopsida, Poales, Poaceae.